This is a messenger RNA of Arachis stenosperma, 958 nucleotides long. RefSeq lists its product as uncharacterized. Lineage: Eukaryota; Viridiplantae; Streptophyta; Magnoliopsida; Fabales; Fabaceae. The record is from RefSeq and is a predicted model, not a curated record. The transcript has a single exon. Gene Ontology annotation, molecular function: ADP binding. Bases 182 to 766 code for a protein of 194 amino acids.
AGACCUUCAAAGCAUUCAAACGAAACUCCUCUCUUCUCCAAUGUGAAUUCCAAACACCCCCUUAACAGUUAAUAAAAAGUAAAUGAAAAAUAUUGAAGCUAGUUUUGCCCACAAUCUUCUCUCUCCAACUGUUUCUCUCACCUUUUAGAAUCUCUUUCUUCUUCUAGUCAACAAUCCAGUCAUGGACGGUUUUUCAGGGGCAGCCCGAGGUUCGCCCAUCAGGUUGGGAAGCCUAAUCCGAGUCGCAGGCAAUAGUGGCGGCGGCGGCGGCGGCGGCGGCGGUGGUGGUGGUUCUGCUGCUGCUUCCUUCUCAUCAAACGAGUACAAGGUUGCACUGCGUUACAAUCACGGUGAUGAAAUCAAUGCUUCUAAGGAGUUAGAGAACAUUAAAAGGAGAUGUGAGAGGGACAACUUGUUUGGUGCAAUUGUGAUGGUAACCGUCAACAAGAGCCCUAAUUUGAGGGAAAUUCAACAUCAGAUUGCUGACAAGUUAGGGAUUCGCCUUGAUGAUGAUCAUGAAGAAAGAAAGAAGACAGUUUGGCAUUGCGGUGCCAGCAAGAAGAAAGAAGCUGCAAUAAUAAGCGAAAAUGCUAAGAAAAUAUCUGAAACCAUCCAUAAUCAACUGCAGCAGAUGGACGUUCUCUUCAUCCUCUCUAAUCUUCAUGAAAGCCUUGAUUUGGAGAUACUUGGAAUCCCAGUCGGUGCUGGCUGCAAAUGCAUUUUCACGUCGGAGAGUGAAGCGGUACUGCUCAAUCAGAUGAAUUGACACCUUGUGUGUAAGUUCUGAAGGCAAAUUAAAGAGGUUUGAAUUUGAUAUUAGAAUAAAAUAAACUUGUCUGUCUGUUGAACAUAUUUAUAUAUUUUAAUUUGUCUAGUGUGUUGGGUGGAUUAUUGUUAUGUCAGAUGUGGGCAUUUUGAAUAAAUUGGUUGAUGCUAGCUGAUGCUUUCUUCUCUCGUA